AUGGCUCACCACCGUUGUUGCGUAUCACAUAUUCCCGGAACAAACAUAUACAAGAUUGCUGCUGGUACUGCCAAUACUGGCGAGGUGUACCUCAUGACAGUUUUGGGCGUCGGAGGAGGUUUCGCUUUCCUGGUAGAGAUGGCCAUAAUGAAGACGGCACGGGAACAUAGGCAUCUGUGGUGUCUGCCAUGGUUCCAUUCAAUCCCAUUUGCUGACAUUCUUCGAUCUCUUUUAUUCUUUGGCUAUAUGAUACUCAGUCAAUGGUUCUGGAACGGUGGGCGCUUUACAUUGUUACUUGCUUCAUGCAACUGGCGGGUUUUCUUCUUUAGUUCCACAUCAAUAACCGGAUGGUUCGCUCAGCUUUCACUAGCAUUGUCCAUCAUGGCCAUGUUUGUCUACCUGCUAGUACUCGCUCUUAUAGCUUCUAGCAUUCCGGCUCGAUGCGCUACAAUUAACUGCCUACUACAGAGAGUCAAGAGGUUGCUGCCUUCGUCUUCAGAAUCCGUUUUGACGAGCAAGAGAAUUGUGAUGGUGCUUGGAGUUCAAUUGGGCUUUUACGCAAUUCUUAUUGCGAUGAUCGAAAUGUUUAUUGUAUGGAACGCAAUCAGCGAUGUGAGUUCUGUGGCAUCUGCGGGACAGAUUAUUCCACUGGUAACAGCAUUGGCAGGUCUUGGAAUGUAUACUCAGCGUAUGGUUUUGGUACCAUGGCUGUCAUAUAUUGAUGAUCAGGGCUCUGACCAUCGUGGUCGGGCCGUUCUUUGGGUUGGUAUGAGACGUAGAAAUGGCCUUGGAUUUGCACGUGCUACAAUCCCCUCUACCGAAUUGGGCAUGAUAUCUCUCAAUGGUCCCCAGCGCGAGCACAUCAUCGGUCGAUCGUCGCAGCCUCGCUUGGUUCUUUAUCACAAUGGGGGCCAAUCUGGGUACUUGACAUCAUUCUAUCUGUUCCCUGAAACGAAUUCAGCCAUCGUCGCUUUGGGAAACUCAUAUGGGCUCGGUGAUGGGCCUGAUUGGACCGCACAAGCCCUAGCACAGGCAAUGUUUGAUCUGCAGCCACGUGUUGACUUUGCAGAAGCAUCAUUAGCCAAAGCCAAGACUGAGUACGAAAGAUAUGACCGCCUAGCCACAGAGUUUACGCAACAUCGUGAUGAAGAGCGCGUGAAAUCAGAGGGGUCAGAUGAGGCUCCGUUGAGAGACUACGUGGGCAGGUAUCACAACACAGGUUUGAAGAUGACGCUCGCUAUCAACAAGGACAAGGAUGGAGCCCUAAAGUUGACCUUCAAUGAUGUACCGUCACAGCAGCAUAAGCUCACUCACUUUGCGGGGGACAAGCUGGGUUUUCUGCCAGCCUCGCGCGAAGAGCUCAUCUUGAGGGAAUUCAUUGAUUGGUUCCAGUGGGAUCAGUUUGUUUUGGUAUUCCACCGCGAGGACAAGUCACAAAAGAUAGUGGCUGUUUCUUGGGCUAUGCAGGUUGGUAUUGAGCCGCUUCGUUUUAACAGGUCGUGA
Fusarium pseudograminearum CS3096 is the source of this 1503-nucleotide messenger RNA. RefSeq lists its product as uncharacterized. Bases 1 to 1503 code for a protein of 500 amino acids. The record is from RefSeq and is a predicted model, not a curated record. The transcript has 5 exons. Lineage: Eukaryota; Fungi; Ascomycota; Sordariomycetes; Hypocreales; Nectriaceae.